Messenger RNA from Hevea brasiliensis (rubber tree), 2331 nucleotides. RefSeq lists its product as uncharacterized. The coding region runs from base 109 to 2103 and encodes 664 amino acids. Gene Ontology annotation, cellular component: signal recognition particle, endoplasmic reticulum targeting. Lineage: Eukaryota; Viridiplantae; Streptophyta; Magnoliopsida; Malpighiales; Euphorbiaceae. The transcript has 6 exons. Gene Ontology annotation, biological process: SRP-dependent cotranslational protein targeting to membrane. Gene Ontology annotation, molecular function: ribosome binding; protein binding; 7S RNA binding. The record is from RefSeq and is a predicted model, not a curated record.
GAAGCAAUAAGCAGGAAACACAACGCCGAACCUCCAAUCUCCCAUCUAUUCAUCUAGCACUUGCAUUUUCUCUUUCCUCUUCUCUGUUUGGUUUCCGAGAAAAUCACCAUGCCUCCUAAGCCCAAAGACAAAGGGAAACCCUCUACGUCGCCGUGGCAGCCUCCGCCCGCCAUCGAAGAUCUCUUCAGUACUCUCAACAAGCACAUCCAGCGAUCCGAUUACGAGCAAGCCGUCAAAGUCGCAGAUCAAGUUCUCGGAGUUGCUCCCGCCGAUGAGGAUGCGCUUCGAUGCAAGGUCGUGGCUUUGAUUAAGGCCGACCGCAUUGAGGAUGCUCUUUCAACUAUUCAGUCAGCUCAGACAGUUGCUGUUGACUUCAGUUUCUUCAAGGCAUACUGUUUAUACAGACAGAAUAAGUUGGAUGAAGCUUUGGAGUCUUUGAAAGGCCAAGAGAGAAAUUCUGAAAUCAUGCUGUUAGAAUCACAGAUUCUCUUUCGUCUGGGGAAAAUGGGUGCGUGUGUUGAUGUCUAUCAGAAGCUUCAAAAGUCCAAGAUUGAUUCCUUGGAAAUAAACCUUGUUGCGGCUUUGGUUUUGGGUGGGAGAGCUUCUGAAGUGCAAGGAAUAAUGGACGCUAAUCGGAUUAAAGCAUCUAGCAGCUUUGAGUUGGCAUACAACACUGCUUGUUCUUUGAUUGAAAGGAAUAAGUGCACGGAAGCAGAACAACUUUUGUUGACAGCCCGAAGAAUUGGUCAGGAAACAUUGAUGGAUGAAAACUUGGCUGAGGAUGAUAUAGAAAUUGAAUUGGCUCCUAUAGCUGUCCAAUUGGCAUAUGUUCAGCAGCUCUUAGGACGAGCUCAAGAGGCAAUGGAAGCUUACACAGAUAUUAUUAACCGAAAUCCGGCAGACGAAUCAUCUUUUGCUGUGGCCAUUAACAACUUUGUUGCUCUGAAAGGAACAAGAGAUGUUUCUGAUAACCUGAGGAAACUUGAUCGGCUCAAAGAAAAAGAUGCACAGGGUUUCCAGCUUGCUCGUGGACUUGAAAAGCUUUCUACAAAACAAAGGGAGACAAUAUAUGCAAACCGGGUGCUUUUACUUCUCCAUGCAAAUAAGAUGGAUCAGGCACGAGAAAUUGUUGCUGCUCUGACAGACAUGUUUGCUGACAGUGUAGUGCCUGUACUUCUUCAAUCUGCAGUCUUAGUUAGAGAGAAUAAGGCUAGUAGAGCUGAAGAAAUACUGGGGCAGUUUGCUGAAAAGUUCCCUGAUAAAUCCAAGGUUGUUCUUCUUGCAAGGGCACAAAUUGCUGCUGCUGCGGGCCAUCCUCAAAUUGCAGCCGACUCCCUGGCUAAGAUACCUGAUAUUCAGCACAUGCCUGCCACUGUUGCCACCAUCAUGGCUCUUAAAGAGCGGGCUGGAGAUAUUGAUGGUGCAUCUGCCAUCCUUGACUCUGCAAUCAAAUGGUGGUCAAAUGCUAUGACUGAGGACAACAAGCUCAAUGUUAUAAUGCAAGAAGCUGCUUCCUUCAAGAUCAGGCAUGGGCGGGAGGAAGAUGCUGCCCACCUAUAUGAGCAGCUUGUUAAAAGCCAUGGGAGCAUAGAAGCAUUAGCUGGGUUGGUAAGUACAGUUGCUCGUGUGAAUGUUGACAAGGCCGAAGCUUAUGAGAAGCAGCUGAAACCUUUACCAGGUCUGAAAGGGAUCGAUAUAGAUAGUUUGGAGAAGACUUCUGGGGCAAAGCAUGUUGAAGGUUCUCAUGUGUCAGUUGCUGAAGCACAAGAGGAGGGCAAGAAAGAGAAACCGAAGAAAAAGAGAAAGAGAAAGCCAAGGUAUCCUAAAGGGUUUGACCCUGCAAAUCCAGGUCCUCCUCCAGAUCCAGAAAGGUGGCUCCCCAAGAGAGAGAGAUCAAGCUACAGGCCCAAGAGAAAAGAUAAGAGAGCAGCUCAGGUGAGAGGAUCUCAGGGUGCUGUAGUUAAAGAAAAGCAUGAAGCUGGUGCUAGUGCUGCCAAUUCCAGCUCCUCAAAUUCAAAAUCAAGCCAAGCUACUACUUCGAAGGCAGCUGCAGAACAAUCAAAGCCUUCAUCCAAAUCAUCUAGAAAGAAGUCAAGGAAUUGACCGGGAGACCAUCGCCUUAGCACAAACCCCUACUCUAACACAAACACCCUCCCCCUUCCCCCUUCCCCCUUCCGAUAUGAGAAGAGGAAAACAUGUAGGUUCUGGUUAAAAAUUUUCCAAUUGUUUGUCAUCAUUUAUUUAGCUUCUUUAUUAAAGCUGAGAUUUUGGUGGUUUACCAUUGCUGUGUGAGGUUUAAUUUGAAAUGACGAAGGAUUAGGAAUUUUGAUA